AUGGAACGAUAUAGGUUUAGGUUCAAAGAAUUUCUAGCACUGAAUAACCCCGCCCCUCAGUGCAUGUUCACGAAAUCCAUCAGACAACGUCCGAAGAUCCAAGCCGCUAUGAAUCCUGUACAGUAUCGGGGCUCGCGGGGUCCCUCCAACGUUAUGGCAGAUACCAAUGCCGAAUAUUUGAAGGUGAUGCUUGCAGAUUACCCUGAUGCGGGAAAACUCUUCCCGUUCAUCCUGGUUAUGGGCGAAACCGGUGCUGGCAAAAGCACUUUCAUCAAGACCCUAGCGCCCGAUUCCGAUGUCAAAAUAGAGCGCGGCUUAGAUCCAGGUACAUCAACAUCAACAGUCGUCCCAGUCAAAGUCGGAUUCCUGUCAGUCAAUCUCGUGGAUACGCCCGGAUUCAACGACAUAGAAAGAUCAGACGCCGAUAUCCUUUUAGAUAUCUCAAAAUGCCUUGUCGCACUCUCCCGAGCCGGUGGUGAGCUAAGAGGGAUCAUUUAUCUCCACAACCUAGCACUCCCACGAUUUUCUGGAACCUGCAAAGCGCAUAUGGAAAUGUUACAAAAGAUAUGUGGCGACAAAGGUAUCGGAAACGUGUUCCUUGUAGCAUCUAACUGGGACUCUGGAGAUGAAGAUACCUGCAUUCUAAGAGAGCAAAGUCUUCAUUCUAAGUACUGGCGCAGUUUCAUCAACGAGGGUGCAACUUUUACACGUUUCAGGAAUAGCUAUGAAUCCGCGGCGGUCAUAGUCGCCCAAUGCGCAUGGAAGGAGCCAGUUGUUUUCGAUCUCCAAAAAGAAAUCCUGGAGGACGGAUUGUUGCUUGAGAGCACGAGAGCCGGCUUAUUUGCUCUACACAGACGCUCUUUGAGACCAGAAACGCUGAGAAAAGUUCUGAGAGGGGAAGCACCAGGUGCACCCGAAGUUAUCGAAAAGGCGAUUAAAACAGGUGAAGACGAUGAGGAAAAGCUAAAAGUAGAUGUUGUGAAGGAAACAGACAAUCGAUUCAUGGCGAUGAUACGGUCCAAGGGGGCUAAAAGGGCAGCGACUGUACUACAAGUAAUUGUAGUGAUCGCUGGAAUAGGGCUGAACAUCGCUGGUGCUAUGACAGGUUAA
Messenger RNA from Orbilia oligospora ATCC 24927, 1110 nucleotides. RefSeq lists its product as uncharacterized. The record is from RefSeq and is a predicted model, not a curated record. Bases 1 to 1110 code for a protein of 369 amino acids. The transcript is spliced from 3 exons. NCBI's taxonomy places the organism in Eukaryota, Fungi, Ascomycota, Orbiliomycetes, Orbiliales, Orbiliaceae. Gene Ontology annotation, molecular function: GTP binding.